This is a messenger RNA of Pyrenophora tritici-repentis Pt-1C-BFP, 702 nucleotides long. Its product is annotated as DUF2034 multi-domain protein. The record is from RefSeq and is a predicted model, not a curated record. NCBI's taxonomy places the organism in Eukaryota, Fungi, Ascomycota, Dothideomycetes, Pleosporales, Pleosporaceae. Gene Ontology annotation, molecular function: nucleic acid binding. Gene Ontology annotation, cellular component: mitochondrion.
AUGAAGGCUACCAAGGGCGUUCUGGAAGCGUUGAGUCAAAGUCGAUGUCCUCUCGGCUUUGUGCUCAUUUCUAGAGAUGGGUUGAUUCAGCAGUUUGCCUGGAACCGCGCGGCGUCUGAAAAGGGCCUGGAGGGAGUGGGUGUCACGGUCAGACAUACACCUCGCGCUCUACUGCCUGAGGAAGAGCAACAGCAAGAAGACGAUGAGUCGGGGAAACCGAAGAAGCGGUUGGCCAAGUUCAAGAACGCGGGCACAGUAAAGGAUAUCCAGUUGACCUGGAUGGGAUCGCCCAUCUUUCCCGAAAGAGAGCAUCUCGACCAGAAGACAAUCGAACUCAUGCGCUGCAUUGGACCCGACAGUUAUGGUGACCCAUUUGUCCCUGGUGUACAGGUUCCGCGUCGAGGCCGUCAAGCGCAACUCGUUGAGGAAAAGAAGAAUGUACCUAGACCUCGUGGUCGACCAAGAACACUCUAUACAGAGAAAGUUCCGUCUCCACGCGGAGGCCAAAUCGCGCGUGUCCAGAAGGACCAUCGGGGCCGACCCAAAGGCCGGAAGAAUAGACCAAAGGGGGAAAAUCUUGUACCAGAAGAGGAAGAGCAAGAAACAGAAGAAGCACCGGAAGUAUCAGAGAUACCAAGAAAGCGGCUUGGACGACCUCCGGGCUCAAAGAACAAGCCAAAAGCACCGGUUGAUACCGGAUGA